Gambusia affinis (western mosquitofish) is the source of this 8896-nucleotide messenger RNA. RefSeq names its product caskin-1. The record is from RefSeq and is a predicted model, not a curated record. The transcript has 26 exons. Gene Ontology annotation, molecular function: protein binding. NCBI's taxonomy places the organism in Eukaryota, Metazoa, Chordata, Actinopteri, Cyprinodontiformes, Poeciliidae. Bases 458 to 4444 code for a protein of 1328 amino acids.
GCUGGUCUGCCGCGGCGCGAGGACUGAGGCGACGGCGGUGACACAUCAACCAAAAAUCCACUGACUGCGAGGCUCGUGAAGGUUCGAGCGGGUCGAGGGGGCGGGGGGACGAUUUUGGCCCGAAGGUGCACGAGGGCGCUCUCGCUCCACGUUUUUCACGCACGGGACGCAUCCAGACCUGGUGAAGUCGUCACAGGGGUUAGUCUGUGGAAUCUGACGCGACCGUUUGCGGUCUGCGUUGGCCAGUGGAGGCGCAACAGCGAUCUGGGCUGAAAGCUUCCCUCUCUUGCGCAGCAGCAUCCAGCCUUCCAUCCAUCCCGACAAUCGCCACCUCCAGGUCCAAAGGGAGGCCGGGGAGCGGCGACAGGAUGUAGCGGCGGAUUAACAGAGGAAAGAGGGGCGCUCAGAGGAAGAGGGCUGGGCCGAGUGGACCAGACCGGGGUGGCACAGAGGGGACAUGGGGAAGGACCAGGAGCUGCUCCAGGCCGUGAAGACCGAAGACUUGCUGACAGCACAGCGCCUUCUACAGAGACCGCGGCCGGGAAAAGCCAAGCUACUUGGAGCAACAAAGAGGGUUAAUGUCAACAUCCAGGAUGCAGAUGGGUUGUCUCCGCUGCACCACGCUGCUCUUAGUGGGAACAAGGAGCUGAUCUCUCUGCUGUUGGAGGCUCAGGCAGCAGUGGAUAUCAAAGAUCAUAAAGGAAUGCGUCCUCUUCAUUAUGCUGCAUGGCAAGGGAAAACUGAACCAAUGAAAAUGCUGCUGAAAGCAGGCUCUUCAGUCAACGGACAGUCAGAUGAAGGACAGAUCCCUCUCCACCUGUCGGCUCAGCACGGACACUAUGAUGGGUCAGAAAUGUUGCUUCAACACCAGUCCAACCCUUGUAUCUCAGAUGCAGCGGGGAAAACUCCCCUGGACCUCGCCUGUGAAUUUGGACGUGUUGCAGUGGUCCAGCUCCUGCUCAGCAGCAACAUGUGUGCAGCCAUGCUGGAGCCGAAACCCUCAGACCCAAAUGGAGUCUCCCCGCUGCAUCUGGCUGCUAAGAAUGGACACAUAGACGUAAUACGGUUGUUGAUCCAGGCUGGAAUUGACAUCAACAGACAGUCUGAGUGUGGCACUGCCCUGCAUCAGGCUGCCCUCUGUGGGAAGACGGAGGUGGUGCGGCUGCUGCUCGACAGUGGCAUCAGUGCAGGAGUGAGAAACACUCUGAGUCAAACUGCCUUGGACAUUGUUAACCAGUUUACCACCACACAGGCCAGCAGGGAGAUCAAACAGUUACUGAGAGAUGCAUCGGCUGCAAUGCAGGUCCGAGCGCUGAAGGAUUACUGCAACAACUACGACCUUACCAGCCUCAACAUCAAAGCUGGAGACAUUAUCACGGUGCUGGAGCAGCACUCUGAUGGCAGAUGGAAGGGCUGCAUCCAUGACAACCGCACCGGAAACGACCGCGUGGGCUACUUCCCAUCCAACAUUGUGGAGGUCAUCAAGAGGGCAGGUGACCACCCACAUGACAGCUGUUCCCGGACAGCUGAGCUGAGUCCUCAGGGCUCUCCCACUUUAGGACAUCAGAGCAGCACCAGUGAGGACAUCUGGGUGCUACGCAAACCAGUGGCAGGAGGAGAGCGCAGUGGCAGUGUGUGCAGCUUGGGCAGUGUUCGCUCCUCCAGCAGCCUGCAGGGAUCUGGAAACACUCAUGUCCUCACAACACCGGCCCCCAGUCCUCAGCCGGCCCCUACCCCAGGACUCAGCAUGCACGGUCUCAACGCUCCAGGGCUGCAUGCUCAAGCUGAAGGGGUUAAGCUUUUGGCCACUGUACUGUCUCAGUCAGUAAAAGCAAAGGAGCAUCUCUUGGAGCAGUCACAGUUUGUGGAGCAGUCAACAACAGCCUCUUCCAGUCGCACAGUCCAUGAGCAGCGGUCUUUUGAGCGCAAGACCGAGGAAGAUGAUGGGAAAAAGCAGGCUGUGGUGACGUGGCUGGGAGAGUUUCAGCUGCAGUUCUACACCACUCAUUUCCUCACUGCAGGAUAUGAUCUAGACACCAUUAGCCGCAUGACCCCUGAGGACCUGACAGCAAUUGGUGUUAUAAAGCCUGGACAUCGAAAGAAGUUAUUGUCAGAAAUCAGCAAGGUGCCCUCCACAGGCUGGCUGCUUGACCACAAACCUGCCAACCUGGCAGACUGGUUGUCUCACCUCGGUCUCAGCCAGUACUACCAAGUUCUUGUCCAGAAUGGAUAUGAAAACAUUGACUUUGUUUCAGACAUCAGCCUAGAAGACCUGCAGGAGAUUGGCAUUGCUAAGCUAGGACAUCAGAAAAAAUUGAUGUUGGGAGUAAAGAAACUCAAGGAACUACAAGGAGGAGGAAGUGGCUCAGAGCCUCCUCAGAGUCCCACUUCCCCUCCUUCCAGCCCAGGAGGAAGCAGCUCCUCAGAGUCACGCAGGGAGGCAAGGAAACUGAGGGAGGGGGCCCCUAGCCCGCUGGCUAAAGCUCGCCCAGGUCUCAAGUCUUCACAAACGCCUCCCCACACACCGAACCAGACACCCCCACAAACCCCUCCACAUGCCCGCAUCCAGCAGGCGCCCCCUAGGGCUCGUCCAAGACCAUCCACCCAGACAUCCGCCAUCGACCCAUUGGUACCACUGUUGCGACUGCCCUGUGAGGAGGAGGAACGACGGAGGACUCACAGCCUCAUCGGCUCAGAAUUGGACUCCCGUUACGCCACCGUGUGCCGAAGCAGCUCCACUGAUACAGCUGCACCUAAUGAUGUUACCGUUAACCGCAGCCAGUCAUCCGUCACCCUCCGUCCCCGUCGGAAAGGCCGGCCUCCUACGCCACCUAAACGCUCCUGUUCUUCCAUCACCGGCGGCGAUGGGGACAGUGAAGGACGGGGUUUGGGCCUUUUGGGUCUGCCAACCUAUCGAGAGAGGCGAGCCAGUGACUGUGGCAGCUUGGGAGCAGCGUUAAGAGCUCAGGACUCUGCUGGCCUUCAGCGAUCAGAGGGGACUUCUGGGAGUGUCCGCAGUCUCGCAGCCAUGUUGGAAACAUCAAUGGUGCCAAGAAAUGUGGGAAGUGGCACCAACAUCCUACAGGCGACUCCUCCUCUGCUCCGUCGCCAGGCUGGAGCUGGAGGUCUGGGAGUGUCUGAGGAUGAUGUUGCAAACCGGCGCAGGACCGUCACUGGACUUGAAAAUCUUCCUGAUGAGACUCCUGACCAGUUACCUCAACAACCUGUCAAGCCACGCCCAGAACCUCGACCUCGCUCCAUCGUUGCCACCUCAGCCUCUGAGAUCACAGAUGCAACAGCUACGCUCAGGAGGAAACCACGCCCUCCAACUACAGAAUCUGAAGCCCUCACAUCAACAGCUACCACUGUAAUAACCAUGAUAACUGGCUCAGAAACAAUAUGCAGAUCACGCACAACAGAGCAAACUGAAUCUGUUACUCACAGCAAUAAUCAAUCAAAUUCUCCUGAGGGGACAAAGAAAAACGUGGGCGAGCCAAAGCAGAACGGGGGUGUAGUGCUGAGGCGGAGGCCAGUGUCUGAGGCCUCUGAGAGGACGGAGGCCGGCAGCGAGACCUGUGAGUGGAUGGAAGCCAGGAAGUCUCUGAAGCCACCGGUCUCACCCAAGCCUUCUACAGUCUCCCUGAGAAAGACCCAGACAGACCCACCUACUCCGACUCGAAGAGUCCCCAUACCAGGACCAGAUAAUGCUGAGCCAGCACAGAGUCCAGAGCCAAAGCGUGUCCCUCCUCCUGUAUCACCAAAACCCCGUGGGCCUCCAACGGCUCCCAAACCAGGAAAAGCAGCGGUACCUUCAGCUGCCGCGAGCCCCAGCCCAGCCUCCACCAGUCCAGCUGCUACUAGUCCCACUCCGGCCCCCAGACCCUUCUCUCCUCCGGCUGCUGCUCCACUCCCAGCUCCUGACACCCCUUCUGCUCCCUCUCUUUCUCCGGGACUCCCUCUCACAUCCAUCUCUCCGGCCCAGAGUCCUUCUACUUCGUCACCACACCCAGUCAAACCUCCCCGCUCCUCCAUCGCCAGCCUCUCCAUUGACCUGCUGGGAGGACGGGAGACAGAGGAGGAAGAAGAGAGGACAGGAGAAGAAGAGGAGAGGAUAAGAGAGAGGGAGCAUCAGAGGAAAACAGAACAGGAGGAGGAGAAGAAGAAAAGGGCAGAGGAUGAAAACCUGAAGGAGAUGGAAAGGAGGCCUUUGAGGAGAGAGAAAGCAAAAGAAGAGAGUCAAGAAGAAGGAGGAGAACUAGAAGGGAUGAUUCAGCAUCGUUUGGAGGAGACCAGUGCCUCCUUGGCUGCAGCUCUGCACACUGUAGAGCAUAAAAUCAAAGAGGAGGACAGACCCAAUGACAAAAAAGCAACAGUCUCCAUCCUGGAUGACAUCGGCAGUAUGUUUGACGACUUGGCAGACCAGCUGGAUGCAAUGCUGGACUGAACUCACAUCCACAUGCUUCUUCCAACAAGGUUCUCCAUUCUGCCCCCCUCACUGUGUGCAGGUGUACAAAGAAAAGUCUUUCCCAAGGCUAAAUGUUGACGUGCAAAUUUUUUUGUAAGAGCUUCCCGAGUAUCCUCAUGCAGAUGCCAAGGAGUGGGAGAGCUGUUUGUUGCUCCUUCUCUUGCUGCAAGGACAAUGCUCCCACACAACCUCUGACCUCUGCAGUCCACAUGACGAUGCCUCUGCCCAGCCCCAGACGGCUGCGUGGACCGAGAAGCACAAUCUUUUUGCGUAUCCUUUUAUCUGAUAAGCAUAUUGCUUGCAAGCCUAAGCACAGAAAUAGUCUGACAGGCAGAUUGAUAACCUGAUAGAAAACAGAGGGAUUUUUUUAAAAAGCACACAGAAAGAAAAGCUGCUGUCCGAGUCCACCAAUCUGAAAACAGAAUCCCUUUUUUCCAGAUGAAUUGUAGCCUCUUUCUGCUCUGUGUGAGUGGAGGACUCCUGUCCCGCGUGUCGUCUCUGUUCAUGUUGUCGUCGGUGCCGUUGCUGUUAUCGUUGGCUUUGUUGUUUCGAGUGUGUGUAGUCCCUGCUUAUACGCUUCAGUCAGUUUUCCCACCCAUUUUGAGCAGACAAACUAAACACAGAUGUGUCCAUAAAUUUAUAAGAAAUGCAAACAAGCACACACACACACACACACACACACACACGCACACACACACACGCAUUCAUACACACAUUGGUGGGACUUCUAUUAUUUUAAAUAUUGCUAGUGGUGUUGCUGUUUAUCUAUCAUGUGUGGAAGGGUGGCUUGGAAAUAAUGAAUGAAAAACACAUGCAAAUAGGCACACACACAUACACACACACACACACACACCCAUGUGGUAUAUCCCUGUGUGCUGCUGCAGUGAAUGGUGUUUUCAGAAGAUACUCCUAUAUUUCAGUGCUUUACAUCGUACAUACAGUAAAAAAAGACACAUAGUUUAUAGUAGACCUGGAUAUUUGAGCUGUUAGAGCUCCAUCUACUGUCGGUUAGUGAAGUUGCCCUUAUCUGACCUACUUCUUCUUUGAAACCUGUGUCUAAUUAGGUAACUCUGGAAAUCUCUGUGCCUUCGCAGUGUACUUUAUAUAUUAUUUAGUUUUUUGUUUUUCUUUCUGUCUACUCUAAUGGUAUUGAUCUCUUUAAACCCUCUCUGUCUGGUUUGUUCAGAAGUAACCUCUCAGUUAUUUGUGAGUCUUGUACCCCUGAAGUUUCAUCCUCCAUGUCUAUAAGCUGUAAUAAGUUGGCUCCACUCUUCAGUGAUUUGCCCCAGACAACAGAAACAACCACCAGUUUUCAUCCCAAUGAAGAGUUCACUUGUAUUUUUAUGCUCUUUGAGAACAGAGAUAUAUUUGAGAGACUGUUCUAUGUGAAUAAUAAUAUUAUUAAUAAUUAUAAUUAUGAUGAUUAUCAUGAUGGUGUUAAACAUUGAAUGGGCUGAGCUGAUUUGAGCCUGUAUAUUACUGGUUGAGUUCUGAUGUGUUGUGACAGCUGUUGUGUCAUGGUUGGGUUCAGUUGGGUGUUUCUGCUGUGACGAUGCAUUCCUGUACAGCUGUCAGAAGAAUAAAUGUAUAAAUUAUCCCUGAUAUCACUCUAUGAAUAUUUUUAUUUUUGACCUGGUACACUUUUAUGUUUCUCCAAUAGCUUUAUUGAUGCAUUCCAUGAGUUUCAUAGAAUAAUUUCAAAUGUUACAGUACGAUCUCCAGUCUGUUUCAUUGGGGUUUUAUGUUAUUGACCAACACAAAAAGUACCUAAUUGCGAAACGAAGGAAAACAUUUGAAAUUUCUUCAUAUUCUUCAACAAAUAAAAGGUUAAAAGGCCCACCCUCUCUUCUUACUCUAAUACAUUUAAGUAAUAUCCAGGUCACUUACCUAAAAAAAUAGUCUGUAUUUAAAGUAAUCACAGUGUAAAUAGCUUUUCUAUUAAAACAAUAUCCCAAGCUCACAUAAGCUGCAAACUGCAAACCUUCUGCCUAUGCAGGCCGGCCUGGGAGAAGUAAUCAGAGAAGCAGCCAUGAUGCCCGUGGUAACUAAGGAGGAGCCGACAACAUGUAAGGUGGGGAAAUCUGUAGACUCAGUAAAGUGUCGGCAUCGGCACAAAUCUAGCCUUAUGAAAGAGUGGCAACAAUAACUGCCACUGUUAAAAUUAAUGUCAAACCAAGGAGACACAGCAAACAUUAUCUAUCUGUCUAUCUGUCUGUCUCUCUGUGUGUCUGUCUGUCUGUCUCUCUGUGUGUCUGGGUCUGCUUUUAUGUAAAAGUGGAUUUUGUAAAGUUAUUUUAAGAGUUUAAAUAAAAAAAUACAAUGGGAUGUUUUAAAUAGUCAUACAAGUAGAGCUUAAAGUUUAAACGUGUUCUGCAGCUCAUGUGACCAAACAAGCUGAAGAGGUGAAAAGUUCAAACAUUCAACAUUGUCUUAUAAACAACCUUUAGGUUGGUGACCUAAGAUAAGAUCACCAGAUCUUCUUAAAAGACAGAGUCUCUGAGAGAGGUUCUUAAAAAUAUAGCCAGUGCUUUCAGCAAAGUUGAGCUGAAUGACCAAAGUUUAAAAAAAUUGCCAUAGUUUCAACAGGUUGGUCAGAAAAACUGGAACCACUUUGAGGUCUUGUUAGGUCAUUUAAUUAGCUCUACCUCCUUACGAAAAUGAAAAAUUUCUAAUAAAUAAUAAAGACUUUGUGCUAUUCUGAUUUAGUGAUAUAAAUUGUGUUACCACACUCCCACCACUAGAGGCAGUAGCAAGGAGCAGAUUUAGAAGUACACAGAAAUCUGCAGAAUCUGUUAAAAACUGUGAGCUGCGCUGAAGAGAGAAGUUUAAAUCCAUGCUGAGAGUGAAACUCAUUAUGAGUUCUUAAAGAUUAAGAUCACAAAUUUCAAAAGAAAAUAAAAGCGGGAGGUUGCGGAUAAUAAAGGAAAUAGCGCCCCCUUCACUUCCGAAGUGCAAUGGUCUCAUUUCCAAAUAAGGUCUGAGACUGACAGUGAUCCGUCCCGCCCCUUUCUAUUUGCUGCAGCGAGGUCCGAGGGGAGGAGCUUUCUACGGAAGCCAAGAAGUUAACUGCCGUGAGGUCAAAGUUUUUUCUUUUCGCAGCAACAUGGAAAGAGAGCGGAGCAGUUCCUACAAAGAGCUGUUGCUUUCUAAAUGUUACUGUAACUUACCACUAUAUAGUUUUCCUUUCUGCUGUGGGUUACCGCAGUGUAUCGACUGAAAACCGGUGAGUAUUUUUCACGUGCUCAAGUUUCAAGUCAACGUGGUGUUGGCACGUGGCUGUCCUACCAGAACGGCUCACACAAUGUUGUCAUGAUUGCUUUGAAAUAAUAACUUGUGGUUUUGUUUACUUAUAAAAUAUGGGCUUGAAGGGGUUUUAGUGUUUGAUAUUCAUAUCAAACACUAACACUAUCAUAUUCAUACCCGGUCAACUUCGGUUUUCCCACUGAUAAGAUUUGAUAAUGCAUAAAAUGGCCUAAAUUCAAUCGCUCUUUCCGUCUACACAAUUUGAACCUUAAUCUACACUCGUCAGGGUUUGAAAUGUGUAAUCAAUAGAGCUCAAAGAAUUUCUUAACCAAUAUUAUGCAUAAAUGAUUGUGUUUUGUCUCUUAGCUGCUUGCAUGCGUACAGCUGCACACUUACGUAACCUCUUCUAUGUUACACAUAACAGAAACCGAGGCCAACACCAUAUGACCCUUUUCCUCGGUUCGGCUCGGCUCGGCCCGCUUUCAGAGCUUUUCCACAGGCUUUUUUUCGGGGCUAGCCCUGCUUUUUAGGGCCCUGCUUCGGAACAGGCCCAGCCGGGCCGGCCCUGCUUUGGUGGGUGACGCAAGCUUCGCUCCUGCUCACUGAUUGGCUGUGGGCGUGGUCAGACGGAACAGCAAAGAGAGAAGAAAAAGGCUGAGUGGAGCCCAGCGCUGGAUGGUAAUGACACUAAUGGGUUUUGGUCGGGUCAAGGUCUUACGUGAAAAUCUGUUCCCCCUGAGACGCAUUGCAGCUAAAGAGGCGGAGCCGACCAUAAUCAUGACUGAGGGAUGAGGACGUAAAACAAACAUCGCUGUGAACGUGGUCUAAACUGGACCAGUUCAAUCCAAGGAUGAUGGUGUAAUCGCAGGAUUUAAUCUGUGGAUCAGCUGGUGAGAGUGGGAGUGAAAACUGAUGUCUGGAUGAAGACGGGUUAGAGAGCUUGACAGCCAUCUCAGAAGACCACUGCUCAUUCUGGGACUCCCUUUUAUGGUAAACUCUGACGUUGCAUGGAAUCAGCAAAGCUAAUUCUUAUCCAACUGAAAUGUUAUUUGUCUCCUACUGGAAUGAAACUGUUUGCAUUCAAAUCUGAUUCUGACAAGCUGACGAAAUGAAGCCAUCGCAUGAUUUCAUCUGAAGAGGAACCUUUUUGUUCAGUUGUAUUUUCUGAAUAAACAACUGAACAGUUUA